Scylla paramamosain (green mud crab) is the source of this 1289-nucleotide messenger RNA. RefSeq lists its product as uncharacterized. The coding region runs from base 1 to 402 and encodes 133 amino acids. NCBI's taxonomy places the organism in Eukaryota, Metazoa, Arthropoda, Malacostraca, Decapoda, Portunidae. The transcript is spliced from 7 exons. The record is from RefSeq and is a predicted model, not a curated record. Gene Ontology annotation, cellular component: membrane.
AUGGAGGCCAUACUUGAGUCGGCCUUUCAGUUAAUUCUGCAGCUGUAUAUCGUUGGGAUGCAUUACACUGAGCUGGACCAGGCUUAUGAUGUGACACUGGGCAGCAUCCUAUCUUUGUCACCACUGGGCCACAACACCCAGCUCUCAAAACAGGUGUUCUCUGUCCUCAUCUCCCUCGUGUCCCUCACCUGGUCCUUCACGUCCUACCACAGGUUCUCAAAACUCAGAGGGCUGACUAUUUUAGACACACUGCCCCUCCUGUUCACAAUAUUCUUCCAGGUGGUGUCCCGCGCCAUCGCCUGUACAGUGUUCACUCUGGCACACACGUGGAAGGUGUUUGUGGUGUUGGGUGUACACUUUGUGAUGGUGCUGGUAUUUAAACUCAAGCUGGAGGAGAGGUAGAAGGCCGGCCAUCAGAGAGCCUGCGCACCAAGACAGCUGGAUUGUGGGUGAGGACAGAGUAUCCGAAAGGGUGGAGGGGGGCUGGCCAGUGUGAUAGGGGGCUUCACACCCUCCACCCAUUACCUGGUGCAGGUGACUGCUUACAACUCUGCUAGGAGCUACUCCAGGGCUACUCUACCACCAUCCUCCUUCCUGGAGGCCCCUCCUCCCCUGGGUUAGUGAUGCCCGGGGUGGCCAUGACAGAUGUGAGGGUCCUGCUCCCCAUGGUUGCCUCCUGCCUCGCCCUGCUGGCCGCUCUUGUCACUGUUUGUGUUUGCGUCAGGAAGAAGCCCCCAUGCCCCUCCAGCAGGUCUCCAGGGAUGGGAACAAAGUAGGUGUGCAGGAGAACAAGGAUAACCACAAACACAGGGAGCAGUUUUACAGUGUACAAGAUGUCACCCCACUGCUGUUGACCGAAUCCCUGGUGAGUGGCAGGCAGGGUGGCAGAGUUAUGUGGGAUUUUAAAGGGUAACUAAACACCAGUGCAUCUUUACGUUCUUGUAUAAGUGCAUGGAGAGGAAAACAAAGUGUGCAGUGUAGGUUUAGCAAAAGUGACAGUCUCAGUUGUGUUUUUAAGGGAUAACCAAGCAGUGUCACAUCUUCAGGUCCUUCCUUCAGUGUUAGGGACAAGUUUGAUCCAUCAGGGAAGAGAUGGCAUGGCAUAUUUAUUUCAUUUUAUUUUUUGUCUGUAGAAUAAUUACACUAGGCUACGCAAUGACAGACAUGAUUCGUAGCGUUUGUAAAAGGCAGACGUGUGUUAUGGUGGCUGAAGAACCUGUGGGAAAAAAUUAACUGUUUCCAGGGAGGCAAAAAUACUGAAAAUGAACUAAAAAAUGUUGUUUAUAAGA